GUCGAUGGAUAAGACUGGACAUUAUUUAGAUUACGUCACAUAAAGGAAUUUCACAUGUUUGGCAUAGGAUGUACGUUUGUGUAAGUUGGCCCUGGUGCCUCCUUUCAACUGGCCAGGAAGGAAGUGCUGUGUUUUUUUCUUGUUUUACAUCCCUCCCUCGCAAGCCUUGGAAGGCAGUUCCCAAGUUGAUACUGUAACUGGAGUGCGGAAGUGCAAUACAUGUGACGGGCAUGUCGGCACUAGUAUCGGGCAUGUAGAAACGAGUACCUGACAAAUUAGAACAAGUACCAGCGGACUGAACCAACAAAUAGUUCUCUUGUUGUAUAUAAUUACCUGUGCGAUUGACGUGCACAUGCGCGCACAGGUUCAGACUUUCCAGUGCAUGUUGGAUAGGUUGCGCAAGCGUACAAAUUCACCACGGGAUCUGGAGAUACAGUGCAAGAGAAGAGUCAACGUUGCCAUUGUGAUCACUGGAUUCCCGAAGGGGAGGGUGUUAUCACAGUCUGCAGUCAUCUUGUUUUCGACCCAAUUCGCCUAUUGGUCAGCUAGCAGUUCAGCUUGCCCAUUGCCUUCUGCAUCUGCCGGCCACUGAGUGGGCACUGUGCGAUGUAGACUCAGAGGUCUUGUUUAAACGAGUACAUUUUGUGAGCUUCAUAAUAAGAAUUCCAACUGUAAACUCCCAAAAGCUGUUGUGUUGCUUGUGAGUACAAAGAUGGGCGGUCCUUGCGGGUCGACGCUUGCGGCGUGGCUUGUGGGAACUUGGUACCUGCUCCUAGUCUUCUGUGCCCAUGGCAACGCGCAGGAAACAGGGGAUGUCCGUUUGGCUGAUGGAUUCUACCCAUAUCAAGGGCGUGUGGAGAUUUUCAACGGAGAAUGGGGCACAGUCUGUGAUGACUCUUGGGAUAUCCAAGACGCUACCGUCGUCUGCCGUCAACUGGGCUACCCAGGUGCUGAGAGGGCUGUAUCUGCGGCUGCCGAGUUCUCUACUGGAGAUGGGCCAAUUUUCCUGGACGAUUUGUCUUGCACAGGAGACGAGCCAAAUCUAGGACAGUGUGGGCACCGAGGAUGGGCAAACCAUAAUUGUGGACAUUCAGAAGAUGCCGGUGUGGUAUGCUCCACUCCAAGUACAGAUACCAUGCCCUUUUCAGAUGGCAGCGUUCGACUGAUGGACGGUAGCUCACCUGCAGAGGGACGUGUUGAAGUCUACUUUCAAGGGGGGUGGGGGACUGUCUGUGAUGACCUGUUCGAUAUCCAAGAUGCUACCGUCAUAUGUCAUCAGCUUGGUUUCCCAUCUGCAGUGAGAGCUGUAUCUGCUGCCGCUGAAUUUUCCAUCGGCAGUGGAGCAAUUCUCCUGGACAAUCUUGAGUGCUCAGGAGAUGAAAGUACACUUGCAGAUUGUUCCCAUGCAGGAUGGACUGUAAACAACUGUGGCCACUCAGAAGAUGCUGGAGUCAUCUGUACUACAUCAGCAACUGCUGGACCAGAGGUUUCAGGGAUACCAGAUGGCAGUGUUCGAUUAGUUGAUGGAAGCUCAUCUUCCGAGGGACGUGUUGAGGUCUACUAUCAGGGUAGCUGGGGAACUGUUUGCGAUGACUUAUUUGAUAUCCAAGAUGCUACCGUCAUCUGUCAGCAACUCGGUUUCCCAUCUGCAUUGAGAGCUGUAUCUGCUGCCGCUGAAUUUUCCAUUGGCAGUGGAGCAAUUCUCCUUGACGAUGUUCAGUGCUCAGGAGAUGAAAGUACACUUGCAGAUUGUUUCCAUGCAGGAUGGACUGUAAACAACUGUGGCCACUCAGAAGAUGCUGGAGUUAUCUGUACUACAUCAGCAACUGCUGCGCCAGAGGUUUCAGGGAUACCAGAUGGCAGUGUUCGAUUAGUUGAUGGAAGCUCAUCUUCUGAGGGACGUGUUGAGGUCUACUAUCAGGGUAGCUGGGGAACCAUCUGCGAUGACUUAUUUGAUAUCCAAGAUGCUACCGUCAUAUGUCAACAACUUGGUUUCCCAUCUGCAUUGAGAGCUGUAUCUGCUGCUGCUGAAUUUUCCAUCGGUAGUGGAGCAAUUCUCCUGGACGAUGUUCAGUGCUCAGGAGAUGAAAGUACACUGGCAGAUUGUUCCCAUGCAGGAUGGACUGUAAACAACUGUGGCCACUCAGAAGAUGCUGGAGUCAUUUGUUCUACAACAGCAACUGCUGCGCCAGAGGUUUCAGGGAUACCAGAUGGCAGUGUUCGAUUAGUUGAUGGAAGCUCAUCUUCUGAGGGACGUGUUGAGGUCUACUAUCAGGGUAGCUGGGGAACUGUUUGCGAUGACUUAUUUGAUAUUCAAGAUGCUACUGUCAUAUGCCAACAACUUGGUUUCCCAUCUGCAUUGAGAGUAUCUGCUGCUAGUGAAUUUUCCAUUGGCAGUGGAGCAAUUCUCCUGGACAAUCUUGAGUGCUCAGGAGAUGAAAGUACAAUUGCAGAUUGUUCCCAUGCAGGAUGGACUGUAAAUAACUGUGGCCACUCAGAAGAUGCUGGAGUCAUCUGUACUACAUCAGCAACUGCUGCACCAGAGGUUUCAGGGAUACCAGAUGGCAGUGUUCGAUUAGUUGAUGGAAGCUCAUCUUCUGAGGGACGUGUUGAGGUCUACUAUCAGGGUAGCUGGGGAACUGUUUGCGAUGACUUAUUUGAUAUUCAAGAUGCUACUGUCAUAUGCCAACAACUUGGUUUCCCAUCUGCAUUGAGAGUAUCUGCUGCCGCUGAAUUUUCCAUCGGCAGUGGAGCAAUUCUCCUGGACAAUCUCGAGUGCUCAGGAGAUGAAAGUACACUUGCAGAUUGUUCCCAUGCAGGAUGGACUGUAAACAACUGUGGCCACUCAGAAGAUGCUGGAGUCGUCUGUUCUACAUCAGCAACUGCUGUGCCAGAGGUUUCAGGGAUACCAGAUGGCCGUGUUCGAUUAGUUGAUGGAAGCUCAUCUUCCGAGGGACGUGUUGAGGUCUACUAUCAGGGUAGCUGGGGAACAGUCUGCGAUGACUUAUUUGAUAUCCAAGCUGCUACCGUCAUCUGUCAGCAACUCGGUUUCCCAUCUGCAUUGAGAACUGUAAAUGCUGCCGCCGAAUUUUCCAUUGGCAGAGGAGCAAUUCUCCUUGACGAUGUUCAGUGCUCAGGAGAUGAAAGUACACUUGCAGAUUGUUUCCAUGCAGGAUGGACUGUAAACAACUGUGACCACUCAGAAGAUGCUGGAGUCAUCUGUACUACAUCAGCAACUGCUUUGCCAGAGGUUUCAGGGAUACCAGAUGGCAGUGUUCGAUUAAUUGAUGGAAGCUCAUCUUCUGAGGGACGUGUUGAGGUCUACUAUCAGGGUAGCUGGGGAACAGUCUGCGAUGACUUAUUUGAUAUCCAAGAUGCUACCGUCAUAUGCCAACAACUCGGUUUCCCAUCUGCAUUAAGAGCUGUAUCUGCUGCUGCUGAAUUUUCCAUUGGCAGUGGAGCAAUUCUCCUGGACAAUCUUGAGUGCUCAGGAGAUGAAAGUACACUUGCAGAUUGUUCACAUGCAGGAUGGACUGUAAACAACUGUGGCCACUCAGAAGAUGCUGGAGUCGUCUGUUCUACAUCAGCAACUGCUGCGCCAGAGGUUUCAGGGAUACCAGAUGGCAGUGUUCGAUUAGUUGAUGGAAGCUCAUCUUCCGAGGGACGUGUUGAGGUCUACUAUCAGGGUAGCUGGGGAACUGUUUGCGAUGACUUAUUUGAUAUCCAAGAUGCUACUGUCAUAUGCCAACAACUUGGUUUCCCAUCUGCAUUGAGAGUAUCUGCUGCCGCUGAAUUUUCCAUUGGCAGUGGAGCAAUUCUCCUGGACAAUCUUGAGUGCUCAGGAGAUGAAAGUACAAUUGCAGAUUGUUCCCAUGCAGGAUGGACUGUAAACAACUGUGGCCACUCAGAAGAUGCUGGAGUCAUCUGUUCUACAACAGCAACUGCUGCACCAGAGGUUUCAGGGAUAACAGAUGGCAGUGUUCGAUUAGUUGAUGGAAGCUCAUCUUCUGAGGGACGUGUUGAGGUCUACUAUCAGGGUAGCUGGGGAACUGUCUGCAAUGACUUAUUUGAUAUCCAAGCUGCUUCUGUCAUUUGUCACCAACUUGGUUUCCCUUCUGCAUUGAGAACUGUAAAUGCUGCCCUUGAAUUUUCCAUUGGCAGUGGAGCAAUUCUCCUUGACGAUGUUCAGUGCUCAGGAGAUGAAAGUACACUUGCAGAUUGUUUCCAUGCAGGAUGGACUGUAAACAACUGUGGCCACUCAGAAGAUGUUGGAGUCAUCUGUACUACAUCAGCAACUGCUGCGCCAGAGGUUUCAGGGAUACUAGAUGGCAGUGUUCGAUUAGUUGAUGGAAGCUCAUCUUCCGAGGGACGUGUUGAGGUCUACUAUCAGGGUAGCUGGGGAACAGUCUGCGAUGACUUAUUUGAUAUCCAAGAUGCUACCGUCAUCUGUCAGCAACUCGGUUUCCCAUCUGCAUUGAGAGCUGUAUCUGCUGCUGCUGAAUUUUCCGAAGGCAGGGGCCCCAUUUUCCUGGACAAUCUUGAGUGCUCAGGAGAUGAAAGUACAAUUGCAGAUUGUUCCCAUGCAGGAUGGACUGUAAACAACUGUGGCCACUCAGAAGAUGCUGGAGUCAUCUGUUCUACAUCAACAACUGCUGCCCCAGAGGCUUCCGGGAUACCUGACGGUAGUAUUCGUUUAGCAGAUGGAGCUUCCUCUUCGGAGGGCAGAGUUGAGAUCUUUUACCAGGGUGAAUGGGGCACUGUCUGCAAUGACAUGUGGGGUUUGAGAGAUGCUGCUGUUGUCUGCCGUCAACUGGGUUUCCCAGCAGCGCGGACUGCCAGUUCUGUCACUGACUCGCCCUUUCCUGAUGAGGGACCAAUUUUCCUGGAUGAUGUCGGCUGCUCAGGAAAUGAGAGUUCACUUGCAGAGUGUCCCCAUGCGGGAUGGGCUGUCGAAAACUGCGAACACUAUGAAGAUGCUGGAGUAACCUGUUUGACAACAAAGCCAGUUGUCACGUUGCGUUUGGCUGAUGGUAGCUCUUCGCAUGAGGGACGUGUUGACGUUUACUUUCAAGGUGAGUGGGGGACAAUCUGUGAUGAUUCAUGGGAUAUCCAAGAUGCGACCGUUGUCUGCCAUCAGCUUGGUUUCCCAGCUGCUGUUAGUGUCGUCUCAGCUAGGACUGCCUUCUCCAUUGGAAGCGGGCCGAUUUUCCUUGAUCAACUGAGCUGCUCGGGAAGUGAAACCACACUGGCCGAUUGCUUCCAUGAUGGAUGGGGUAUUAGUAACUGCCAUCACUUUGAAGAUGCUGGAGUUGUAUGUGCUGCUUCCACCUCAACCGAGAGCCCAGAGGUUUCUCUGAUACCAGAGGGCAGCGUUCGAUUGGUAGGAGGCUCGUCAUUCGAGGGACGUGUGGAAGUCUACUUCCUUGGUGAAUGGGGGACUGUCUGCGAUGACUUGUGGGAUCUUCAAGACGCAACUGUCGUCUGCCGUCAGCUGGGCUUUUCAGGCGCAGUGAGGGCUUUUACUGUGGGCUCAGAAAUCCCUCCCGGAGAGGGGCUGAUACUUUUGGAUGACGUGACUUGCAAUGGAGACGAGCAAAGCCUAGGAGAGUGCUCUCAUUCAGGAUUGCAGAUUUACAACUGUGCCCACUCUGAAGAUGCAGCUGUUGCAUGUGCUACAUCGACAGAAAGUCCAGAUUCAUCAACAGUUUCGGUUGGCAGUGUCCGAUUGGUGGAUGGCGACUAUCCGUAUGAAGGGCGCGUUGAGGUCUACUACCAAGGCCAGUGGGGGACUGUCUGUGAUGACUUGUGGGAUAUCAAAGAUGCCACUGUUGUCUGUCGGCAACUGGGCUUCCCAGGUGCUCUCAGAGCCAUAUCUGCUGCUGAUGAAUUCCCUGUUGGUGAAGGGCCCAUCUUCCUUGAUGAUGUUGGCUGUUCGGGAGAUGAAAAUACAUUGGCGGGUUGUUCCCAUCGAGGUUGGAAUGACAACAACUGCGGCCACUCAGAAGAUGCUGGAGUCAUCUGCUCUACAGGCGGAACAACUGCUAUGCCAGGGGUUUCCGGGAUGCCAGAUGGCAGUGUUCGUUUGGUUGAUGGGGACUCGUCUUAUGAAGGUCGUGUUGAGGUGUACUACCAAGGCCAGUGGGGGACUGUCUGUGAUGACUUGUGGGAUAUCAAUGAUGCCACUGUUGUCUGUCGGCAACUGGGCUUCCCAGGUGCUCUCAGAGCCAUUUCUGCUGCUGAUGAAUUCUCUGUUGGUGAAGGGCCCAUUUUCCUGGAUGAUGUUGGCUGUUCGGGAGAUGAAAGUACAUUGGCAGAUUGUUCCCAUCGAGGUUGGAAUGAUAACAACUGCGGCCACUCAGAAGAUGCUGGAGUCAUCUGCUCUACAAGUUCACCAACUGGCGGCCCAGAUGGCAGUGUUCGAUUAGUUGGUGGAGACUCAUCGCAUGAAGGUCGUGUUGAAGUCUACUACCAAGGCCAGUGGGGGACUGUCUGUGAUGACUUGUGGGAUAUCGAUGAUGCUACUGUUGUCUGUCGGCAACUGGGCUUCCCAGGUGCUGUAAGGGCUCUAUCUGCUGCCGAUGAAUUCUCUGUUGGUGAAGGGCCCAUCUUCCUGGAUGAUGUUGGGUGUUCCGGAUCUGAAAGUGCAUUGGCAGAUUGUUCUCAUCGAGGCUGGAAUGAUAACAACUGCGGCCACUCAGAAGAUGCUGGAGUCAUCUGCUCUGCGCCAGAUGGCAGUGUUCAAUUAGUUGGUGGAGACUCGUCAAAUGAAGGUCGUGUUGAGGUCUACUACCAAGGCCAGUGGGGGACUGUCUGUGAUGACUUGUGGGAUAUCGAUGAUGCCACUGUUGUCUGUCGGCAACUGGGCUUCCCAGGUGCUCUCAGAGCCAUUUCUGCUGUUGAUGAAUUCUCUGUUGGUGAAGGGCCCAUCUUCCUGGAUGAUGUUGGGUGUACGGGAGGUGAAAGUACAUUGGCAGAUUGUUCUCAUCGAGGCUGGAAUGAUAACAACUGCGGCCACUCAGAAGAUGCUGGAGUCAUCUGCUCUGCGCCAGAUGGCAGUGUUCGUUUGGUUGACGGAGACUCAUCGCUUGAAGGUCGUGUUGAGGUCUACUACCAAGGCCAGUGGGGGACUGUCUGUGAUGACUUGUGGGAUAUCGAUGAUGCUACUGUUGUCUGUCGGCAACUGGGCUUCCCAGGUGCUGUAAGGGCUCUAUCUGCUGCCGAUGAAUUCUCUGUUGGUGAAGGGCCCAUCUUCCUGGAUGAUGUUGGCUGUUCCGGAUCUGAAAGUACAUUGGCUGAUUGUUCCCAUCGAGGAUGGAAUGACAACAACUGCGGCCACUCAGAAGAUGCUGGAGUCAUCUGCUCUACAAGCGGAACAACUGCUUUGCCAGGGGUUUCAGGGAUACCAGAUGGCAGUGUACAAUUAGUUGGUGGAGACUCGUCAAAUGAAGGUCGUGUUGAGGUCUACUACCAAGGCCAGUGGGGUACUGUCUGUGAUGACUUGUGGGAUAUCCGAGAUGCCAUUGUCGUCUGUCGGCAACUGGGCUUCCCAGGUGCUCUCAGAGCCAUUUCUGCUGCUGAUAAAUUCCCUGUUGGUGAAGGGCCCAUCUUCCCUUAUGAUGUUGGCUGUUCGGGAGUUGAAAGUACAUGGGCAGAUUGUUUCUUUCGAGGUUGGAAUGAUACCAACUGCGGCCACUCAGAAGAUGCUGGAGUCAUCUGCUCUACAAGUUCACCAACUGGCGGCCCAGAUGGCAGUGUUCGAUUAGUUGGUGGAGACUCGUCAAAUGAAGGUCGUGUUGAGGUCUACUACCAAGGCCAGUGGGGUACUGUCUGUGAUGACUUGUGGGAUAUCGAUGAUGCUACUGUUGUCUGUCGGCAACUGGGCUUCCCAGGUGCUGUAAGGGCUCUAUCUGCUGCCGAUGAAUUCUCUGUUGGUGAAGGGCCCAUCUUCCUGGAUGACGUUGGGUGUUCGGGAGGUGAAAGUGCAUUGGCAGAUUGUUCUCAUCGAGGCUGGAAUGAUAACAACUGCGGCCACUCAGAAGAUGCUGGAGUCAUCUGCUCUACGCCAGAUGGCAGUGUUCGUUUGGUUGACGGAGACUCAUCGCUUGAAGGUCGUGUUGAGGUCUACUACCAAGGCCAGUGGGGGACUGUCUGUGAUGACUUGUGGGAUAUCGAUGAUGCCACUGUUGUCUGUCGGCAACUGGGCUUCCCAGGUGCUGUAAGGGCUCUAUCUGCUGCCGAUGAAUUCUCUGUUGGUAGAGGACCCAUCUUCCUGGAUGAUGUUGGGUGUUCCGGAUCUGAAAGUACAUUGGCUGAUUGUUCCCAUCGAGGAUGGAAUGACAACAACUGCGGCCACUCAGAAGAUGCUGGAGUCAUCUGCUCUACAAGCGGAACAACUGCUUUGCCAGGGGUUUCAGGGAUACCAGAUGGCAGUGUACAAUUAGUUGGUGGAGACUCGUCAAAUGAAGGUCGUGUUGAGGUCUACUACCAAGGCCAGUGGGGUACUGUCUGUGAUGACUUGUGGGAUAUCCGAGAUGCCAUUGUCGUCUGUCGGCAACUGGGCUUCCCAGGUGCUCUCAGAGCCAUUUCUGCUGCUGAUAAAUUCCCUGUUGGUGAAGGGCCCAUCUUCCCUUAUGAUGUUGGCUGUUCGGGAGUUGAAAGUACAUGGGCAGAUUGUUUCUUUCGAGGUUGGAAUGAUACCAACUGCGGCCACUCAGAAGAUGCUGGAGUCAUCUGCUCUACAAGUUCACCAACUGGCGGCCCAGAUGGCAGUGUUCGAUUAGUUGGUGGAGACUCGUCACAUGAAGGUCGUGUUGAAGUCUACUACCAAGGCCAGUGGGGUACUGUCUGUGAUGACUUGUGGGAUAUCGAUGAUGCCACUGUUGUCUGUCGGCAACUGGGCUUCCCAGGUGCUCUCAGAGCCAUUUCUGCUGCUGAUGAAUUCCCUGUUGGUGAAGGGCCCAUUUUCCUGGAUGAUGUUGGCUGUUCGGGAGAUGAAAGUACAUUGACAGAUUGUUCCCAUCGAGGUUGGAAUGAUAACAACUGCGGCCACUCAGAAGAUGCUGGAGUCAUCUGCUCUACAAGUUCACCAACUGGCGGCCCAGAUGGCAGUGUUCGAUUAGUUGGUGGAUUUUCGUCACAUGAAGGUCGUGUUGAAGUCUACUACCAAGGCCAGUGGGGUACUGUCUGUGAUGACUAUUGGGGUUUCCCAGAUGCUACUGUCGUCUGUCGGCAACUGGGCUUCCCAGGUGCUGUAAGGGCUCUAUCUGCUGCCGAUGAAUUCUCUGUUGGUGAAGGGCCCAUCUUCCUGGAUGAUGUUGGGUGUUCCGGAUCUGAAAGUACAUUGGCUGAUUGUUUCCAUCGAGGAUGGAAUGACAACAACUGCGGUCACUCAGAAGAUGCUGGAGUCAUCUGCUCUAUAAGCGGAACAACUGCUUUGCCAGGGGUUUCAGGGAUACCAGAUGGCAGUGUUCAAUUAGUUGGUGGAGACUCAUUGCAUGAAGGUCGUGUUGAGGUCUACUACCAAGGCCAGUGGGGGACUGUCUGUGAUGACUUGUGGGAUAUCGAUGAUGCCACUGUUGUCUGUCGGCAACUGGGCUUCCCAGGUGCUCUCAGAGCCAUUUCUGCUGUUGAUGAAUUCCCUGUUGGUGAAGGGCCCAUCUUCCUGGAUGAUGUUGGCUGUUCCGGAGAUGAAAGUACAUUGGCAGGUUGUUCCCAUCGAGGUUGGAAUGAUAACAACUGCGGCCACUCAGAAGAUGCUGGAGUCAUCUGCUCUACAGGCGGAACAACUGCUAUGCCAGGGGUUUCGGGGAUGCCAGAUGGCAGUGUUCGUUUGGUUGAUGGGGACUCGUCUUAUGAAGGUCGUGUUGAGGUGUACUACCAAGGCCAGUGGGGUACUGUCUGCGAUGACUUGUGGGAUAUCAAUGAUGCCACUGUUGUCUGUCGUCAACUGGGCUUCCCAGGUGCUCUCAGAGCCAUUUCUGCUGCUGAUGAAUUCCCUGUUGGUGAAGGGCCCAUUUUCCUGGAUGAUGUUGGCUGUUCGGGAGAUGAAAGUACAUUGGCAGAUUGUUCCCAUCGAGGUUGGAAUGAUAACAACUGCGGCCACUCAGAAGAUGCUGGAGUCAUUUGCUCUACAAGUUCACCAACUGGCGGCCCAGAUGGCAGUGUUCGAUUAGUUGGUGGAGACUCGUCAAAUGAAGGUCGUGUUGAGGUCUACUACCAAGGCCAGUGGGGUACUGUCUGUGAUGACUUGUGGGAUAUCAAUGAUGCUACUGUUGUCUGUCGGCAACUGGGCUUCCCAGGUGCUCUCAGAGCCAUUUCUGCUGUUGAUGAAUUCCCUGUUGGUGAAGGGCCCAUCUUCCUGGAUGACGUUGGGUGUUCGGGAGGUGAAAGUACAUUGGCAGAUUGUUCUCAUCGAGGCUGGAAUGAAAACAACUGCGGCCACUCAGAAGAUGCUGGAGUCAUCUGCUCUACGCCAGAUGGCAGUGUUCGUUUGGUUGACGGAGACUCAUCGCUUGAAGGUCGUGUUGAGGUCUACUACCAAGGCCAGUGGGGGACUGUCUGUGAUGACUUGUGGGAUAUCGAUGAUGCCACUGUUGUCUGUCGGCAACUGGGCUUCCCAGGUGCUCUCAGAGCCAUUUCUGCUGCUGAUGAAUUCCCUGUUGGUGAAGGGCCCAUCUUCCUGGAUGAUGUUGGGUGUUCUGGAGAUGAAAGUACGUUGGCUGAGUGUUCUCAUCGAGGUUGGAAUGACAACAACUGCGGCCACUCAGAAGAUGCUGGAGUUAUCUGUUCUACAGAGAUGCAAGAUGGCAGUGUUCGAUUAGUUGAUGGAAGCUCAUCUUCUGAGGGACGUGUUGAGGUCUACUAUCAGGGUAGCUGGGGAACUGUCUGUGAUGACCUGUUCGAUAUCAAUGAUGCUACCGUCAUCUGCCGUCAACUUGGUUUCCCAUCUGCAUUGAGAGCUGUGUCUGCUGCUGAUGAAUUUUCCAUUGGCAGUGGAUCAAUUCUCCUGGACAAUCUUGGGUGCUCAGGAGAUGAAAGUACACUUGCAGAUUGUUCCCAUGCAGGAUGGACUGUAAAUAACUGUGGCCACUCAGAAGAUGCCGGAGUCGUCUGUACUACAUCAGCAACUGCUGCCCCAGAGGUUUCAGGGAUAACAGAUGGCAGUGUUCGAUUAGUUGAUGGAAGCUCAUCUUCCGAGGGACGUGUUGAGGUCUACUAUCAGGGUAGCUGGGGAACUGUCUGCGAUGACCUAUUCGAUAUCCAAGAUGCUACCGUCAUCUGUCAACAACUUGGUUUCCCAUCUGCAUUGAGAGCUGUAUCUGCUGCCACUGAAUUUUCCGAAGGCAGUGGAGCAAUUCUCCUGGACAAUCUUGAGUGCUCAGGAGAUGAAAGUACACUUGCAGAUUGUUCCCAUGCAGGAUGGACUGUAAACAACUGUGGCCACUCAGAAGAUGCUGGAGUCAUCUGUUCACAACCUGUUGUGUAUGAAGAUGGCAGUGUUCGAUUAGUCGAUGGAAGCUCAUUGUCUGAGGGACGUGUUGAGGUCUACUAUCAGGGUAACUGGGGAACUGUCUGUGAUGAUCUGUUUGAUAUCCAUGAUGCUACUGUCAUCUGUCAUCAACUCGGUUUCCCAUCUGCAGUGAGAGCUGUAUCUGCUGCUGAUGAAUUUUCCAUUGGCAGUGGAUCAAUUCUCCUGGACAAUCUUGGGUGCUCAGGAGAUGAAAGUACACUUGCAGAUUGUUCCCAUGCAGGAUGGACUGUAAAUAACUGUGGCCACUCAGAAGAUGCUGGAGUCAUCUGUGCUACAUCAGCAACUGCUGCGCCAGAAGUUUCAGGGAUAACGGAUGGCAGUGUUCGAUUAGUUGGUGGAAGCUCAUCUUCUGAGGGGCGUGUUGAGGUCUACUAUCAGGGUAGCUGGGGAACUGUCUGCGAUGACUUAUUUGAUAUCCAAGAUGCUACCGUCAUCUGUCAACAACUCGGUUUCCCAUCUGCAUUGAGAGCUGUAUCUGCUGCCACUGAAUUUUCCGAAGGCAGCGGCCCCAUUUUCCUGGACAAUCUUGAGUGCUCAGGAUAUGAAAGUACACUUGCAGCUUGUUCCCAUGCAGGAUGGACUGUAAACAACUGUGGCCACUCAGAAGAUGCUGGAGUCAUCUGUUUACAACCUGUUGUGUAUGAAGCUCUUUCUAUCAUUGGGAGGCCAACUGCCCAAAGCACCAGUCAUGAUCUCUAUCCAGGAGAAAAUGCUGUUGAUGGCGAUAUCAUCACAUUUUCACACACUGAGCCGAACGAUCAACAUCCGUGGUGGCGAGUGGACUUGGGCAGUGAACACUGCUUGGGCAGAAUCACAGUCACACUCAGACAAGGCUGCUGUGGGGAAUACCGUUUCACUGCUGCCGUGGCACGGGCCGGUCUGGGCGUAUUCUAUACCGAAAACCAACCGUGCGGGCAACCGGCCACGAGGGCGCAGUCUUACGACGGGGCCGUGAACAUAUUCACGUGUGAUACGCCACGGAUGGCCAGAUAUGUUAGUCUGGACAUCGACCCAUCCAGCCCUGGUGUAACUAACGCACUCCUGCAGAUGGGUGAGGUGACAGUGGAAGAGGUUACAUCUGGAGAGUGUUCUCUGGUGCCUGAUGGCAGUGUUCGAUUGGUUGAUGGAAGCUCAUCUUCUGAGGGACGUGUUGAGGUCUACUAUCAGGGUAGGUGGGGAACAGUCUGUGAUGACCUAUUCGAUAUCAAUGAUGCUACCGUCGUCUGUCAUCAACUCGGUUUCCCAUCUGCAUUGAGAACUGUAUCUGCUGCCGACGAAUUUUCCUUUGGCAGUGGAGCAAUUCUCCUGGACAAUCUUGAGUGCUCAGGAGAUGAAAGUACACUUGCAGAUUGUUCCCAUGGAGGAUGGACUGAACAUAACUGUGGCCACUCAGAAGAUGUUGGAGUCGUCUGUGCACCACUUAUCUUGACAACAGAAGUCCCUGUUGUGUAUGAAGCUCUUUCUAUCAUUGGGAGGCCAACUGCCCAAAGCACCAGUCAUGAUCGCUACCCAGGAGAGUUUGCUGUUGACGGUGAUAUCAACACAUUUUCCCACACAGAGCCGAACGAUCAACAUCCGUGGUGGCGAGUGGACUUGGGCAGUGAACACUGCUUGGGCAGAAUCACAGUCACACUCAGACAAGGCUGCUGUGGGCAAUACCGUUUCACUGCUGCCGUGGCACGGGCCGGUCUGGGCUUAUCCUAUGCUGGGAACCAACCGUGCGGGCAACCGGCCACAAGGGCGCAGUCUUACGACGGGGCCGUGAACGUAUUCACGUGUGAUACGCCACGGAUGGCCAGAUAUGUGAGUCUGGACAUCGACCCAUCCAGCCCUGGUGUAACUAGAGCACUCCUGCAGAUGGGUGAGGUGACAGUGGAAGAGGUUACAUCUGGAGAGUGUUCUCAGGUUGAUGAUGGCAGUGUUCGAUUAGUUGAUGGAAGCUCCUCUUCUGAGGGACGUGUUGAGGUCUACUAUCAGGGUAGCUGGGGAACUGUCUGUGAUGACCUAUUCGAUAUCAAUGAUGCUACCGUCGUCUGUCAUCAACUCGGUUUCCCAUCUGCACUGAGAGCUGUAUCUGCUGCCACUGAAUUUUCCAUUGGCAGUGGAGUGAUUCUCCUGGACAAUCUGGAGUGCUCAGGAGAUGAAAGUACACUUGCAGAUUGUUCCCAUGGAGGAUGGACUGAACAUAACUGUGGCCACUCAGAAGAUGCUGGAGUCGUCUGUGCACCACUUAUCUUGACAACGGAAGUCCCUGUUGUGUAUGAAGCUCUUUCAAUCAUUGGGAGGCCAACUGCCCAAAGCACCAGUCACGAUCGCUAUCCAGGAGAGUUUGCUGUUGACGGCGAUAUCAACACAUUUUCCCACACUGAGCCGAACGAUCAACAUCCGUGGUGGCGAGUGGACUUGGGCAGUGAACACUGCUUGGGCAGAAUCACAGUCACACUCAGACAAGGCUGCUGUGGGCAAUACCGUUUCACUGCUGCCGUGGCACGGGCCGGUCUGGGCUUAUCCUAUGCUGAGAACCAACCGUGCGGGCAACCGGCCACAAGGGCGCAGUCUUACGACGGGGCCGUGAACGUAUUCACGUGUGAUACGCCACGGAUGGCCAGAUAUGUGAGUCUGGACAUCGACCCAUCCAGCCCCGGUGUAACUAACGCACUCCUGCAGAUGGGUGAGGUGACAGUGGAAGAGGUUACAUCUGGAGAGUGUUCUCAGGUUGAUGAUGGCAGUGUUCGAUUAGUUGAUGGAAGCUCAUCUUCUGAGGGACGUGUUGAGGUCUACUAUCAGGGUAGCUGGGGAACUGUCUGUGAUGACCUAUUCGAUAUCAAUGAUGCUACCGUCGUCUGUCAUCAACUCGGUUUCCCAUCUGCACUGAGAGCUGUAUCUGCUGCCACUGAAUUUUCCAUUGGCAGUGGAGUGAUUCUCCUGGACAAUCUGGAGUGCUCAGGAGAUGAAAGUACACUUGCAGAUUGUUCCCAUGGAGGAUGGACUGAACAUAACUGUGGCCACUCAGAAGAUGCUGGAGUCGUCUGUGCACCACUUAUCUUGACAACGGAAGUCCCUGUUGUGUAUGAAGCUGUUUCUAUCAUUGGGAGGCCAACUGCCCAAAGCACCAGUCAUGAUCGCUACCCAGGAGAGUUUGCUGUUGACGGCGAUAUCAAUACAUUUUCCCACACUGAGCCGAACGAUCAACAUCCGUGGUGGCGAGUGGACUUGGGCAGUGAAUACUGCUUGGGCAGAAUCACAGUCACACUCAGACAAGGCUGCUGUGGGCAAUACCGUUUCACCGCUGCUGUUGCACGGGCCGGUCUGGGCUUAUCCUAUGCGGAGAACCAACCGUGCGGGCAACCGGCCACAAGGGCGCAGUCUUACGACGGGGCCGUGAACGUAUUCACGUGUGAUUCACCACGGUUGGCCAGAUAUGUGAGUCUGGACAUCGACCCAUCCAGCCCUGGUGUAACUAACGCACUCCUGCAGAUGGGUGAGGUGACAGUGGAAGAGGUUGCAUCUGGAGAGUGUUCUCUGGUGCCUGAUGGGAGUGUGCGUUUGGAGGGCAGUAGCUCGGCCCACGAAGGCCGCGUGGAAGUCUACUUCAGAGGCUCAUGGGGCACCGUCUGCGAUGACUCGUGGGAUAUCAAUGCCGCGUCAGUUGUCUGUCGGCAACUGGGCUACACGUCGGCCGCAGCUGCACCGAAUUCACAGGAAGCCGGCUUUGGAAUGGGAGAGGGGAGGAUACUUCUGGAUGGGUUGGACUGUUCGGGGGAGGAGAGCAACUUGUACGAGUGCCGCCACAAAAAAACCCACAACUGCGAUCAUUCUGAAGACGCUGGCGUUGUAUGCACUGUGGUCACAACAACACCAGUCAGCUUUGUCCCAGAUGUGCCCGCAGUAGAUGGUGCAUUACGUCUGGUUGGAGGGACAGCGACCUCAAACGGGCGCCUGGAGGUCUACUACAGGGGCCAAUGGGGAACAGUCUGCAAUGACCAGUGGGACCUCCAGAACGCUCAGGUCGUCUGUCGUCAGUUGGGCUUCGGCUCGGCGGAUCCGGUCCUGUACCAGUCCAAGUAUGCCGGGGGGAAAGGCCCCAUCCUGAUGGAUGACGUGAACUGCACCGGCGCCGAGACGUCCCUUAUAAGUUGCCCGAGACGGCACUGGAAGCAGCACGACUGCAGCCAUGAUGAGGAUGUCGGGGUGGUGUGCCAAAGGCCAGGUUCUGUUCGCCUUGUCAGCAUUGCUGAUUCCCCGGGCCUCGCGGGACGGCUGGAGAUGUUCCUGGAUGGGGAGUGGCUGCCGGUGUGCAACCCGGGAUGGGACAUGACUAGGGCCAAUAUGGUCUGCAGACAGCUUGGAUUCAGCUCUGCCAUCAACACUGGCAGCGCUGGAGUUUAUGGCAGUGGGCAAGGGUCAAGCGUUAUUAAUAGGGUUUCUUGUACUGGAUCGGAGGUGCAGCUCAAGGGCUGCAAAGUGGAUGCUGCUCAGGGAGGCAGUUGCCAUGACGCCGGCGCUGACAGUGAUGUGAUUGUGCAGUGCAUGAAACACAAAUCUGAUGGUGACGUCAGGCUAGCUGGCAGUGAGCCGUUGUACAAGGGGGAAGUCAAGAUCCGUCUAGAGGGAGUGUGGCGUGCCGUCUGUGACACCGAUUGGCAGCUGAGUGACGGGGAGGUUGUCUGCCGUCAACUGGGCUACUCUGGUGCCAAAUCAGUCUACCAGAGCGAAAACCCGAACGGGAAUGAAGACAGUGACUUUCCCACACUGAGGCAACCGGUGUGCUCUGGGACGGAGGCCAACAUCGCGUCCUGUAAAAACAGUGGAUGGAAUCACGUCGACAAGUGUGAAAAGGGGCGGGUGGGUGUUGAGUGCUACCAGCAACAAGACCAGUCAAUCAAAGACGAGCAAGGCCUGGCAAACGGAUCGAUGAUUGCAGUGAUUGCCGUUAUCGCUGCUUUAGUCCUCCUCAUUAUCGUCAUCAUCCUCAUCACCCUGGUCAUCAGAAAGGCCAAGGGGAAGAGGAGGCAGUCCUACCAGAUGGACAUCCCACUGUCUCCAGCCUCCCCGCCCCCCAACCAGUGCUCCCAGGACCCGCCCGGCAACGCCAAUGUUGAGAAUCACUACGCUGCUAUGGGUGGGGCCACGGGUGGGGCCACGGCAGAGUCCACCAUCGGCAUGUGCAAUCCGGUCUACGAGACCUCGCUAAACUGGUCCCCGCCUUUGAAACCGGUGUCCUUUGAGUUCCCCUCGCCCCAAGCCGGAGGCGGUGAUCUGUAGAAGGGGAAUUAGUUGACCACCCUGCACACGGUGCUGCCAUCUUCGAAAGUUGUUACCUAUGCUCACAAUAAUGGCAUGGUGUGAUCUUGUACUAAAAAAUACAUUCAUGCACAUUCUGUGUAGUCCCUUGAAAUAGUUUUGGUUUAUUGUAAAGCACAUUACAAUGCCCGUUAUCAUUAUCAAUGCCCUUUUGUAAUGCAGUUAUCAUUUUUCCUUUGUAUGAGACGAUAUGUUAUCAGUACUGAUCAAACCUUAGCUUUAAUAUCAUAGGAAAUGGUUCCUUCCAAAUUGUUUCUUAAGCUGUUAUGGAUAAAAAUGUGCCGGAGUAUAGGACUAAUAUAUAUAAUUGGAGUAUUUACCUUUCUCAAGAAAAUAUCUGAAAAAAAUUAUGAAAUAUCGAGAGAAUUUUGUACUUAAUUCUAAUUGUAAUAAUGUUCACUUGGCUUGUCUAAUCGCUAUAGCUGCUAUAGAAAUAGCUCAAAUGCUUGUUGGAUGGGAAUAACAAUCUAAUACCUAAAAAUAUUAUAUUGUUUGUAGUUUUAACAAGUUUUAUAGUCAUAAACCUAUCAAUAUUUUUGCAGCAUAUGCCUUGAUCUAAUUAUAACGUUUGUAUACGUAUCGCUUCAACUUUCAAAACAAUAUAUGUAUUUCCUAAUUAAUGCUAGUGAUCAACACAAAAUGAACGUGUCAGUACUCCGCAACAGUACUUCCAACAGGACUGUAAAUAUGCACUGAUAUUAUUGUUAGUCGUUGGACUAUGACAUCUUGAUUUAUAAUUACUUUCAUACAUUUACAUGUAUUUGCAAAGACCUUUUUGUAUGUAGGACGUUACUGUAUAUAAUGUAUUUUUGCAUGACCAGUGCAGUUUAACUGUAUAAGGGGCAUGUCACAGGAGUCAAUUUACAGAAAACUUGUUCAAAUUAAGAAGAAACGGCGCAGAUAUUACACAAGUCAAUUUACAGGAAAAUUGUUCUAACGAAGAAGAAAACGACCAGGCAAAUUUCUGUUCAUGUUAUGUUCCGAGUUAUUUCCAUAAACGGUCUAGAACAUUCGUUCUUGGGUGUUCCCCUUGCAGUGCAUUUGGUUUUGUAAAUAUUGCCUUGUUUGACUUGCAUUACCAGCACACUUUCGCAAAAAAAGUGGUUCGGCCACCAUUCUAUACAAAACCUCAUUGGCCGGGGGUUUUGUGCGUAAACCUUAUCAGUCAGCCGAUCACACUCAAUUGACUUCGGCAAAACCGCACGUCCCAUCAUAAAGAGUCAGUUAACCGGACCAUUUUUUCCGACGUGAUUCUAAUGUUACCCGAUGACUGAAAAAUGCCAUAGCCUUAAAAUGUAUUUUUUGCAAAACUGACCCGAUUUUAAUUUACGAGAAAAAAUGUCAUGUUGUUGGGUACUGGAGUUCGGCUUGUUUAAAUGUAGUUUUAAGUGGCUAGAGUACAAACGUUGCCCAGGGGAACAGCAGUCUGGGUUUGUUUAUGGGUGUGUUACUCCCCCAACAAGAACCUCUGGCAUAAUUUGGACUCGUCUUGAUAUGAAUAGCCAUGGUAAUUUCAGAAUUACGACUUCAUAGAACACAUCGAAGGUUUACUUUAGUUGUAUGAAUUUCAUUGGCACAGAUAUGAACAUUGUAUGGCCGGGCUUCAAAAUGUCCACUGAAUUGUGGGCGGUACUAAUCGAAAGCUGAAGUUUCCAACAUCAAAAAAUUAAUAAUAAAAUAAGUAUAAUUAUACAAUUUUAAAACACUUAAAGAAAAUAUUUGCAGUUUUAAGUGAUGUGUAUUAUAUGUAUGUGUUAUUGGUAAACAUGUAGGUUGCCAUAGAGAUAACUGCUUCUUAAUUUUAGCUCAAAGCUAUGAAAUUAGAAUGGUGUGUAUUUUUAGCCUUAUGAAAUUUGCUUUGGAAUUUGACAUAAACUGUUCUUGCAUAUUGCUGAAUAAAAUCGCUCUAACCAAAA
Patiria miniata (bat star) is the source of this 18750-nucleotide messenger RNA. RefSeq lists its product as uncharacterized. The coding region runs from base 713 to 16795 and encodes 5360 amino acids. Gene Ontology annotation, cellular component: membrane. The transcript has 56 exons. Lineage: Eukaryota; Metazoa; Echinodermata; Asteroidea; Valvatida; Asterinidae. The record is from RefSeq and is a predicted model, not a curated record.